UUGCUAAAUACUUGGGAAAUAUCUCUGUGCUAUACCUUUCGAAUAGUCUCCUGUUCUCUCUAUAAGAAGAUCUGUUUCUUAUUCCGUACUUCCUAAGCUAUCAGGCUGAUAUUACAAUAUGGACCACUCAAUGCACCACGCGGGGAUGGAUAUGGACCAUGGUCAUGGACAUGGGGAUAUGGACAUGGGAGGACAGUGUAAUAUGAAUAUGCUCUUUACAUGGUCCUCCAAAGACCUUUGCAUUAUAUUCCGCCAGUGGCGUGUCGACGGCCCCUUCUCCCUCCUUGUCUCCUUGGUUGUUAUUGUGCUUUUGACGGCGGGUUACGAGGGUAUUCGACAAUUGACUAGGCGGUAUGAGGCAGCGCAUGCACAACGGCUGAAUGCGUUCAAUACGCCUGCAGUGGGAGGCAAUGAGAACGUCGGCGAAUCUGCCCCGGCCAUCGCCCCUUCAAGCUAUGCUCCUCAUUCCUGCGACGAAAGCUCACCGCUACUUGUAGGUAGGGACAACAGGAGGGUUGUGGAGCAGCGGGGAAAGCUCAUCAUGGCCGCAUUAUAUGCUGUACAGGUCUUCUAUAGCUUCUUUAUCAUGUUGCUGUUCAUGACGUACAAUGGGUUGGUCAUGAUUGCAGUUGCCGUUGGAGCAUUCGUAGGAUAUCUUGUGUUCGGGGAGAAUAUGUCAGCUGCAAAGACCGUUGCUUGCCAUUGAUUAUUCCCUUUCAGAUAAUUGUUGCGUCUCAGAAUUAGUGGAAAGUUUCAAGCUUGGCAAAGCUUAGCGGUGAGCCGCUCGAUAGCAUAUACCGCAUAUCACAUAAUGGUGUCUUUGUAUUUCUGACCUGGAGUCGGUCUUGUUCAUCAGUCAUAAUCAAACCUAUGGAUCAGGGAACCUCCACGUCGCUCCCGUCAUCUCCAAAUCCAAAACUGAAUCCACCUGCUUCAGCAGAGUCUCCAGCAUCGUCUUGCUCUGGUUUUCCGUGGACAAUUUCAUCCCAUUUCCGCUUUUUGCCC
Molecule: messenger RNA, 1005 nt
Organism: Aspergillus nomiae NRRL 13137
Lineage: Eukaryota; Fungi; Ascomycota; Eurotiomycetes; Eurotiales; Aspergillaceae
Product: low-affinity Cu transporter
Exons: 4
Coding region: 119-706 (195 amino acids)
Biological process (GO): copper ion transmembrane transport
Cellular component (GO): membrane
Molecular function (GO): copper ion transmembrane transporter activity
Source: RefSeq, a predicted model, not a curated record